AUGACGCCCUCGAACAAUAUCGCCUACACCGCACCCAUCAACCCUCCAUCCACCUCACCGAAACUCACUAUCUCGCAGAUCUGGCAAGGUCUCGAACUGAAGAUCCGCGCGGGCCAGGACUUUGUCGGUGGCGCCCUCCUCUCCACGGACGUCAUUUCCGAGUCGAAAGAUGAGCAAGGCCGACCCGUCACGGUGCGCGAGGUUGUGUUUCGAGACGGGAACAGGAGGGUGAAGGAGACGUGUGUCGCGUACGAGGCAAUGAAGGUCGAAUUCCACCAACCCGACGGCUCCAAGGUCCAAAACAUCAUCUCGCAAGGAGCAGGGCCAGAGGGCGAGGAUCUCUAUAUGACCUACACGUUUGAGUGGCUGCAUCCCGAGUGUGAGGGCGACGUCAAAGCAUUGGCAGAAAAGAGGCAGAAAGAGACCAAAGUGGCCAAGAUGGCAGUCGAGGAAACCAUACGGGUGAUGAGAGAGAUGGUCAAGGACGGCAGGAUUAAAUAG
Messenger RNA from Fonsecaea nubica, 501 nucleotides. RefSeq lists its product as hypothetical. Lineage: Eukaryota; Fungi; Ascomycota; Eurotiomycetes; Chaetothyriales; Herpotrichiellaceae. Bases 1 to 501 code for a protein of 166 amino acids. The record is from RefSeq and is a predicted model, not a curated record. The transcript has a single exon.